CCGGUGCUGUCAGUUACGCGUGACUGAAUUGCUCAAAAUUAGGAGUGCCACAAACACACAACUACUCUUCUCCAGGGCACAGACCACACGGUUCGAGACGAAAAUGCAAAGUGGCCCAUUCUAGGAGUCGCGAUGCUAUCAAAAAUUCUACGUAAAUAUGGCACACUGAACUUGUUCGGCAACCACCAUCCGCACAACAACCAUCCGCGAAGUCCCAGCAAUCGGACACCAGGAUGCGGAUGCGGAUUCACAUCGGAUCCACAGCAGAUCCGCCGCGGAAUACACGACUGGAAUCGGCGCAGUGCGGCGCACCACGAGCGCCGUAAGAUCAUUCCGAAGCUGGUGUAUCUGCACAAUCCGUGGAAGUACCUGGUGACCAAGUUCAAUCUGUGGAAGCUCAAGUGGCUCUGGGACCGCGACUUCAGCGAGCCGGACUUCUUGGAGGGCGCCAAGCAGGCGGCGAUCGUCAUGACGGACAUCAUCCGGCAUCAGAGUGCCGACAAGAUCAGCGAGUAUACAACGCCGGUCGGCUUCCAGCAGAUCACCCGGGACAUGCUCCUCUCGCGGAACGACACGCGGCUCCAGCUGGUCAGGUUCGAGCGGGAGCACCUGCGCCGAGCGAUUCCCAUGAAGGUGGCCACGCGGCAGAACUUCGGCCGGAAGUACGCCUUCAUCGACAUGCUCUUUGUGGGCCUGCGGAACACCAAGGACUUUGACACGGCCACCGAGGUGGUGGAGGUCAGCGAGAUCAUCCGCCGCAUGGACAACGAGCUCAAGACACCGCCAGAAGUCGUCUCCGUUCCGCAUCGCAUUGUUUUCGCCGAGAUCUUCAUACGCUUCAGAAGGGACUACACGGCCGAUGCCAGAAAGGGUGUCAACUUGUCCUUCAGUGCACCCACAGCUCCAGAGCCCGUCGGCAGUGCAAAGCCACUGCAGACACCCUUCAUCCAGUCGGCCAUGGAUCCCAUGAAGUCCGCCCAGACUCCAUCCACGUCCACGUCCGCGGCACUGCCGCAAACGGGCAGGAUCCUGCAGCGCAUGGACGACGUGGGCUGGUCGGUGUCCUUCUACAAGAUCCUGACCUUCGACGUCCUCAACUACGAUCCGCAGCACAAGCGGCACCAGCACCCGUCCGACGACAAGCCUUAGUGUUAGUGAUCAGUUUGAACUAUAUGGUAUGAUAAAUUCCAGCUGGCAAUAAAUUAAAUUAUGCAACUUUUUAUGUACUAA
Molecule: messenger RNA, 1230 nt
Organism: Drosophila teissieri
Lineage: Eukaryota; Metazoa; Arthropoda; Insecta; Diptera; Drosophilidae
Exons: 1
Coding region: 133-1149 (338 amino acids)
Biological process (GO): protein insertion into mitochondrial inner membrane from matrix; inner mitochondrial membrane organization
Cellular component (GO): mitochondrial inner membrane
Molecular function (GO): ribosome binding
Source: RefSeq, a predicted model, not a curated record